Diabrotica virgifera virgifera (western corn rootworm) is the source of this 2235-nucleotide messenger RNA. Its product is annotated as nose resistant to fluoxetine protein 6-like. Gene Ontology annotation, molecular function: acyltransferase activity, transferring groups other than amino-acyl groups. NCBI's taxonomy places the organism in Eukaryota, Metazoa, Arthropoda, Insecta, Coleoptera, Chrysomelidae. Bases 77 to 2149 code for a protein of 690 amino acids. The transcript has 13 exons. The record is from RefSeq and is a predicted model, not a curated record.
AGAGGCAAGAACGUAGCUUUUUGCGCCACUUACAGCUCACCCAUGCACUGACACACUUCAAGACAAAAAUACUACGAUGGUGCAGUACAUUUUUUUACUUUUAUUCCUGGUUCCAAAUGGAGUUUUCUGUGAGAAGGGUUUUAAUUUUGACAUCCCACCAGAUUUUCACCAGAAGUUGAUGCAUUUUAAAGAACAAGCUAUCCAAGUUCUUGAUACCGCUGGGGGAGGAACUCAAUGUGCCAAGGACUUAAAGGAAGUAAUCAAUGAUACGUAUGCAAUGAAAAAAUGGGCGAUAGAAAUGUUAGACGCCAUGGCAAAAUUUCCUAGUGGUAUAUUAUCUGGUAACAUCUUUGUGAUGGGAGCUUACGAUCAAUGUGUAAAUAUAAAUAUUUUUAAUGACACUGCGAUACAUGGCGAAUACUGCCCCGUCUUGUUACAACCUAAAACUAAAGAAGGAAAGAUAACAAUAGCUAAUGUUCUUGACUUCUUCAAUUUGAAAACGAAUUUUCAGAAAAAUGUUCUCGACCAAGCGAUGAGACUACCUUACGGAAUAUGCGUUCCAUCGAGUUGCAGGGAAGAGACACUUCAAGUUAUAUGGGAUCACGCAGAAACAGUAUUUAAACCACCAGUCAGUCUAGAACUUCUGGAUGGGCUCUGUACUAGUUUAGACAGAAGUCCUUCUCCGUUUCCUGUUGACACCUACAUUCAGGCUUUUUUCAUAUUCUACAUUGCUCUUCUUGUAUUCUGUACCUGGUAUGAUGUAUGCAUUGACAGAUUUAAGCAAGAACAUGAAUCUAACAGUUUUCUGGUAUCAUUUUCAUUCUUCUCUAAUGCCAAGAAACUGAUAAAAUUAAAGGAUUCGGACCAAGAUGAUAUUCAGGUGGAUUGUAUGUGUGGAAUCAAAGUAUUUUGUAUGUUAUCAGUUAUCCAUGGGCACCGAGUAGCAACUAAUACUCUAACUGGAAUUACAAAUGCUAUCCCUAUGUAUAAUGUGUGGAGACGAGAGAUUUACACCAGUUUCGUUAUUUCUGGACCAUUUGCUGUCGACAGCUUUUUGACGAUGAGUGGAAUGCUGAUGUCUCUGGGAAUACUUAAGUUUUAUUAUUUAAAGGAGAACAAAUCCCUUCCAGUUCUUUCUCUUUAUUUCCAUAGACUUUGGAGGUUAUGUCCAGCACUGAUUGCUAUCAUAUUAUUUUAUAUUAGUAUCGUUAAACACAUUUUCAAUGGACCCGUAUGGAAUAUCUGGACCAAUACUACCUCCCGUAAUUGUUACGAAAAUUGGGUACACACAAUGACGUUUACUAACAACAUAGGAGAGCCUUCGGCUAUAUGUGUAGAACAAUCGUGGUACCUGUCUGUAGACAUGCAGCUUUUCUUCAUUUCCCCUCCUCUACUGUACAUCUUGAUCAGGAAUCCAGUAAGGGCAUGUAUGGUAUGUGUAGUCAUUUGUUUAACAUCAGGAAUAUAUUCAUUUAUUUCAACAAUGCAAAACAAUCAUGGAGCUAACUACUUUGAAGUUAACGUGGGAUACUUCCAAGGGAUGUACUUACCGACAAAAACUCGAUUACCACCAUAUUUUAUUGGUAUUAUUUUCGGAUACAUCGUUUACAAAUACAAAAAUAUAAAACUUCGUAGACCUGUCAGAUAUCUAGCGUGGGUGACCGUUAUAGGUACCAUGUUUGGACUCAUUUUGGUGCAUCUGGUAUAUACAAGAGCAACAAGCUAUAGUCCACUUCGAUCUGCUUUGUUCAAUGGUGGUGCUCGGCAAUUGUGGGCAAUUGCACAAGGAUGCUUCAUUAUUCUUUGUAUAACAGACAAGAAUGGUUUAAUGAAUCGAGUCUUAUCGUUGCCAAUUUUCCAAAGAUUGGUGAGGCUAUCCUACAGUUUUUACUUGACUCAUUUGAUAGUUAUCUGGUACUUCGUUGGAACAAAGAGGAGUGCCGUAUUUUACACUAACAUCGGUACUAUACAUGACUUUAUGGGAGAUGCGAUCUGUACAUUUGUCAUAUCAAUCUUCUGGUGCUUGGCUUUCGAAUCACCGUUUGUUGCACUUGGCCAACUGAUGAAAAGCAGAAAAGGAAAACCAUCACAUUCAUCAUCCGACAUGGAUCUAAUAUUGCCAUUAAAAAAGAAAAAAGAAAUUAUGUAGGCAAGAGAAAACUAUAGGUAACAAUUAUUAUUAGUACAAAGUUUAUUGUUGAAGUGUUUAUAUAUAAAAAUGUAAACUUGGUAAAA